GCCACGUCCGGCGCGCUGCCUUGCGACACGCCAUUUCCGGCUCCCAGCUGGUCUGGGGUGGGGACGCAGUGGUGGGGCGUACUGUGAGGUCUCUGGCUCACCUGCUGCGAACCGUGAGCUAGCUGUCUGCGCAAGGGCUGCCGGGCCCGGGCUCCGACUGUAGCUGUGUCAGCGUGUUAUGAUGCCGUCUCGUACCAACCUGGCUACUGGAAUCCCCAGUAGUAAAGUGAAAUACUCAAGGCUCUCCAGUACAGACGAUGGCUACAUUGACCUUCAGUUUAAGAAAAGCCCUCCUAAGAUUCCAUAUAAGGCCAUUGCGCUUGCUACGGUGCUGUUUUUGAUUGGCGCCUUCCUCAUUAUCAUAGGCUCCCUCCUGCUGGCAGGCUAUAUCAGCAAAGGGGGGGCAGACCGGGCUGUUCCCGUCCUGAUCAUUGGCAUCCUGGUGUUCCUGCCAGGAUUUUACCACCUGCGCAUCGCCUACUACGCAUCCAAAGGCUACCGGGGAUACUCCUACGAUGACAUUCCAGACUUUGAUGACUAGCACACACCUCAGCCCUGAAGAAAAGAGUGAUAGAUGGGACUGAGCCCAGCUUUAAGACAUUGAGCAGAUACUAUGGCUAAGGGCUAAGGAGUUCUGCGAUUUGCAGAUGUUUAACAAAACAGUGGCCAGAUUUUAUGGGUCCAUCCUAAAGAUGUUAACUGAGCUUACAGCUAUCCAUGUCAUCAGGACAGUCUCUAUUUUUCAUCUCCUGGCCCUGGCAAAAGCUCCUGACAAGUUUUUCCACAUGAAUAUGUAUCAUGAAAAGUAGCAAUGUUAAUUGUAUGGGAAAGUGGGAGGUUAUUCUGUAGUGGAAUGUGUUGCUGCCACCACCCUUUUUAGAGUUGAGCAUUCUUUUAAAUAGUCCUCAUUGUUAAUAUGUUCUUGUGGCAAAUGGAAGAACACAGUAUGUCAGAUUUCUUAUUACUAAGUAAUUUAUUUUGAAAAUACGUAAGUGUCUUAUCCCCAUACUCUAACUUUGUGUUCUAGUGUAAAACCGUGGUAAAAUCAAGUAUCAGUGUGGUGCAUCUCUAAUAUUUUUUACUUGCUUUCUUAUUAACAGCAACUAGGAAUUUUUUAAACCUCAGCAAAUUUUCAAACUGUAAACACAUUCUCUGUUCACCAGUCCUUGGCCAGCUCUGAUCUGGUUCACUGACAGGUUGGCCAGCAUAUAAUUUGGAUCAUUCUGCCCUUUGUAAAUCUAGAUGUUCUGUAUAUCAUACCUUUAAGGACGAGACUUUUGGCUGUUUCCUAAGGAAAAAAUGUAGAUAAGUGGUUAUUAUUUAUAGUUUUUAACCCUGUUGUUAGCACCUCGUAUUAUGAUGUCAUUCUGCUGAAGAUUGUAAGAACUGGCCUGGAUCUGUAGAGGACAAGACUGCCUUAGUUUGAUUCUGUUUCCUAGCUUGCAAAAAGUGGCUUGUAUUCAAAAGAAAUUAAAAUGUCAAAAUCUAAA
This is a messenger RNA of Orcinus orca (killer whale), 1490 nucleotides long. RefSeq names its product transmembrane protein 230 (gene TMEM230). The coding region runs from base 179 to 541 and encodes 120 amino acids. Gene Ontology annotation, biological process: synaptic vesicle transport. Gene Ontology annotation, cellular component: synaptic vesicle; endomembrane system. The record is from RefSeq and is a predicted model, not a curated record. The transcript is spliced from 4 exons. Lineage: Eukaryota; Metazoa; Chordata; Mammalia; Artiodactyla; Delphinidae.